AUGUCAUCUACACAAAGUGAUCUGCCUGAAUCUGAGCCUGACGUCUGGGAGUUUGAGACUUCAGUAUCGGAGUGGCUUAGAAGUGCGGCAACCUGGUGGUAUAUUUCGGAUGCUUUAACGUCAGAAGUUGUGCCAGACAUGCUUUUGAAAGAGGAGUUUGUGGAAAUAACUUAUAAUUCCAUUGUUGUUAAGGAUUGA
Molecule: messenger RNA, 198 nt
Organism: Paraglomus occultum
Lineage: Eukaryota; Fungi; Glomeromycota; Glomeromycetes; Paraglomerales; Paraglomeraceae
Source: the annotation of a GenBank genome assembly